Hypoxylon trugodes is the source of this 4689-nucleotide messenger RNA. RefSeq names its product CHAT domain-containing protein. The record is from RefSeq and is a predicted model, not a curated record. NCBI's taxonomy places the organism in Eukaryota, Fungi, Ascomycota, Sordariomycetes, Xylariales, Hypoxylaceae. Gene Ontology annotation, molecular function: protein binding. The transcript has a single exon. The coding region runs from base 634 to 4482 and encodes 1282 amino acids.
CGAUACGUCUGAAGAUGCGAGUGACGCAGACGAAAUUAGCGAGAUAAAUGAGGCUGAGUAAGGUGUGGAAGGAUUCAGUAACUCCGAGCAGAUACCCCAAAUAUUUGUCCUAGUAAGCUAUCCCAAUCUAAUUCAUCUAAGGCUUCUAUUUGUCUAUAUUCCUCUAUGAUUAAUGGUUAUGGUCCCUGAAUUGUCACCUUCUAUGGAUAUAUUUAUCUUGCUGGCUACUUAUCUAGAUAGCACUUAGUCCUAGCCCUCCUGCCUUCUUCCUCGUUUAUAUCGCCGAUGUCUGAUGUCAGCGGCUUCGUUUCGAGGUCCUCUCUACCUAGGUACGACGAAGCGGGGUUAAUAUUACUCAGAUACCUACCUACAUAGGUACGUAUGAAGGUGGGUUACACAAGUAGGGAAGCUGCUGAGCAUAGCAGGGCAAAAAAAAAAAAAAGAUGGCCACGAUCACAAUUGAAAGUAUGGUGAAGUAUCGACUACGGGUUUGUAGUCGGAAAGCCAUUCUCAACUGGCACCGUGAAAAGCUUUCCUCUCCUAUCAUUUAUCGUACAGGCUCCGUCCCAACCGCCCCUUUCGACCACACGAUAUUAUCAUUCGAUAGUAAAGUCAUAUUCCAGAAAUCAACUCAUGCAGCGACUCGCCACUCGCAUUUUCUUGUCGAUCUACUCCAACUCCCUAGAGUCCAACGAUGUAAACGAACACGGAAAACGGCAAAAGCAAGACCACAAGCAAGGAAGUAUAAAUAUGGAUCAAUCACAAGAUCAAACAACCAUACCUCUAGACGACUUAAACGAGGCAAUUCGUAUUUGCCAAGAGAAUCUCUCAUCCACGCCCCCGGGCCAACCAAACCGAACGAGCCUCCUCGGCAAACUAUGCGCUUUGCUUAGUGAACGAUAUUAUAUAACUUACGCGUUUGAAGACCUACAAAAUGCAAUCCAUAUUUGCAAACAAGCGGUUGAGGCCACUACUUGUUGUGGAAAGUGUCGUGGAGCUAGAUUAAAUACCUUAGCCCUGCUGUUGAGGGACAGAUGCACGAUAAAACGGACAAUGCAUGAUUUGGAAGAUUCAAUCCGUAGCAGCCAAGAGGCUGUUAGGAUAACCUCUCCUGAUGAUCAUGAUCAUACACGAAUGCUCGCCAAUUUGGGAAACGGCUUGCUUCAAAAAUAUCAUAUGACUGGAGCACCGGGAGAUCUGGAAGACUCCAUUCAGGCCUAUCGAGGAGCUGUGGGAGCUAUUCCAGCAGGGCAUUCUGAUCGACCAGGAAUGCUGACCAACCUAGGCAUCGGCCUUGGGGAAAGAUAUGGAGGAAAUGGGGUUGCGGGAGACCUAGACGAGGCAAUACGCGUCAGCAAAGAGUCUAUUGACAGCACGCCACCGGGACAUCCAGAUCUGGCAUCAAGACUAAAUAACUUGGGUAUCAGGCUUGGCGACCGAUACAACUUAGCCGGGCUAGAUGAUGAUCUCGAGGGGGCGGUAUACAAUUGCGACCGGUCUGUUAGCCUUACGCCACUAAAUGACCCGGAUCGGCCCAUGAGGCAAAAUAACCUUAGCGUCUGGUUAACAACAAGAUUCGUUAGGAAGGGAGAGAUUGCUGAUGCAGAAAAGGCGCUCCGUUUUGGCCGAGAAGCCGUCGAGAAAACGCCGCUCGGGCAUUCGGAUAGGCCGAUGCUGCUCACAAAUAUUAGCAAUACGUUGGAGAACAUGUACCAUCGCACAGGAGAAGACGAAUAUUUAAAUGCAUCAGUCGAUUCAUCUAAACAAGCCGUCGAAGCGACUCUACCGACUGACCCUAGACGACCUUUAUGGCUUAGCAACCUUGCUAGUAGGCAAUCUAAUAGAUAUGAUCGAUUUAGAGCGCUUGGUGAUCUGGAAGACGCAAUUUCCAACUGUCAAAAUGCUAUCGAAUUAAUUAACGCUGAUCACCCUGGUCGGCCUGGGCUAUUGUGUAAUUUGGGCAUUUGGAUGGGGGACAGAUUCAAAAUGACCGGAGACCUUGAGGAUUUGUCAGGAGCCAUUGACAAAUGCAAGACAGCGAUGGAUUUAACGCCUCCAGAUCAUCCCAAUCAGCAUCAAAUGCUCAGCAAUAUAUGUGUCUGGCUAAGUGAGAGGUAUAGGAGGAAAGGCGCACUAGACGACCUAGAAACCGCGAUUCGAUACUCCCGUAGGGCAAUCGUGGCAGCACCCGAUAGUCCCGACAAAGCACGAAUUUUCCAAAAUAUGGGCGAUUUCUUAGGCGAAAGAUAUCACAGAACGAACGAAUUGGAUGAUCUGGAAGAGGCUACUGUAAGCUGCCGGAAAGCCGUUGAAGCAACACCUCCUGAGCACACUAGCCGAUCCACAAGGCUUGUCGCCUUGAGUAAUAUUCUGAGUCAGAGAUACGCAAGAACUGGGUCUCUCGACGAUUUGGAAGAAGCGAUAUUCAAAAACAGGGAGGCCCUGAAGGCCAUAAAGCCUGACAAUCCAAGUCGAAUCAAUAUUGCCAGUAGUCUUGGCAACAGACUGGGCGAGAGAUACGAGAAGACCAAGGAUUUAAGUGAUCUAGAAGAAGCAAUUAACCAUUGUUCAGAUUCCCUUCGAAUGGUUUCACAGUUUUCUCCUAACAACCCCAGUAGAGCAGGCAUGUUUAGCAACAUGGGAAACCUACUACACCUUAGGUACCACCAGUCGGGGUCACAAGAGGAUCUUGAAGGUUCUAUUCGUAAUAGUGAAGAUGCGGUCAAAGCGAUUCCACAUGAUCAUCCCGACCGAGCAGGAAUGCUUUCUAACCUAGGGGAUUCUCUCCGGUGCAAGUAUAGUAAAACCAAAUCAAAAUCCGACUUCGGCAAUACUAUUAUGAAAUAUGAAGCAGCUUCAGUUCAAGGGAAUGCUAACCCGAUGGUUAGAAUCAAGGCAUAUCAAAUUCUGGGCUCCCUAUUUGUCAACAACACUGAAUGGCUUAAGGCUAGCAUCGCUUUCGAAUCUGCGAUCAGCCUACUUCCUAAGGUUAGCCCACGUACACUAAAUCGUACAGAUCAACAAUACAUUCUUGGCCAGCUUUCUGGGCUCUCGUCUGCCGCAGCAGCUACCGUGCUCCAAGCAGGGCGAGGGGAGUCGGAUGCUCUCGCACUACUGGAAGCAGGCCGCUGUGUUAUCUCAGGGUUCGCAAUCAACACGAGAAGUGAUGUAUCAGAUCUAAGAGAAAAGGACAAAUGCCUGUGGGAAGAAUACGAGAAGUGCCGGGACGAGACAUCCCAAUUUGGUGGUCGGCGAAGACUCGGUAGUGACAUGGAAUCCUUGUUAAAAUAUGAAUCACCCGAAAAGUCCUUAUCAGAUCUGGCAGCAGUAGAGGCAAAGAUACGUGAAAUCCCGGGCCUCGAAAGAUUUCAAUUGCCACCAGAGCCGCGUGAUCUGAUGCGAUUAGCAGAGAAGGGUCCGAUUAUCACAUUCAACAUUUCCAAGAUUCGAUGCGACGCCAUAAUUGUCACUCCACAUAGAAUUUGGGCACGCGGCCUGCCCGAUCUCACCUACAAUAUGGUAUUUGAAAAGGCUCGAUUGGUAUCACUAAUGGGGUCGAGGUCGCGGCGUAACAUAAAGGUGAAGGUCAAGAAACGUAGUAAGUCUUCACAGAAGAAAAGAAUGCGGAAUAUCCUCAUGUGGCUAUGGGAAUCUGCAGUACGUCCUGUUCUGGAUGAACUUGACGCUCAACAAUUUCAAAACGUCUGGUGGAUUGCUGGAGGAAGCAUGGGGCUUUUGCCCAUCCACGCAGCGGGCGAUCACUCAGAGGGGUCGCUUGAAAACACCAUGAGUCGAGUCAUUUCUUCAUAUACUUCAACGUUCAAGGCCCUCCGAUAUGCUCGUGAGAGGGUAGGACAUAGAUUGGCAAACGAUCAGCUAAUGCUCGUAAACAUGGCCAACACACCGGGCCAGCAGAAGCUCGAUACUAGACACGAGGUAGACGUGAUUCGCCAAGAGUUUGGUGAAGCUGCCAUUUUACUUGACCACCCGGGAAAACAGGACGUGCUUAGGAAUUUGGAGCAAUGUUCUUUUGCGCAUUUUGCCUGUCAUGGGACCUCAAACCCUCAAGAUCCAUCGGACGGAGGCGUUCUCCUUGUCGAAAAAGGCCAAGCUGUUUUAUUGAAAAUAAAAGAGCUCGACAGUAUCAACCUAAAACACGCAGAAAUCGCAUAUCUCUCCGCAUGUUCCACUGCAGAGUUAUCUGCUGGCAAUUUGUUGGAUGAAGCAAUCCACCUCUCUAAUAGCUUCCAAAUGAUCGGAUUUAAACACGUCAUUGGUACUAUGUGGGGAGCGGACGAUCGGGCUGCAGGCGAGAUUGCCCGUACGUUCUAUAGAAUGUUACUCUAUGAAUCGAAAGAAAAGGGGGAAGAAGAGCUUGAAGUUGCGCAGGUACUCCAUAGCGCCGUGACGAAGUUCCGAAGCCUCCCAGGUACCAGGGGAGACGUUGCCAAAUGGGGACCUUUCAUACAUAUCGGUGCUUAAGUGAGAUACUCUGAGUAUUUUCAAGGAGUUUAAGAAUUUGAGGAAAACGAAGGAAUGUAUCUCUCAUGAUGGCUAUGUAGGUACCUAGGUAGGUAGAUAGAAGGCGAAACAUUGCGCGACCGCGAUGUAACACUCCAUCCCAGCACAUACCUCACAAGGGUUCCCUACCUCUAAAUUCCCCACAACAGCCCUAGGUCCAACCCCGAU